AUGGACGUGCGUGCCCAACCUCAGGGCGACGCUCACGAGGACCGCCUCGUCGGGCAAAAGGAGGCCAAGGACCUCGACCGGGUCGGGUGUUCCCAGUCAAGACCAGUGUUCCUCAAGUGUUCCCAGUCAAGCCCAGUGUUCCCAGUCAAGCUCAGUGUCCCUGAAGUGUUCCCAGUUAGGUCCAGUGUCCCUCAGGUGUUCCCAGUUAAGCCCAGUGUUCCUCAGGUGUUCCCGUUCAACCCCAGUGUCCCUCAGGUGUUCCCAGUCAAGCCCAGUGUCCCUGAAGUGUUCCCAGUUAGGUCCACUGUCCCUCAGGUGUUCCCAGUCCAGUCCAGCGUCCCUCAGGUGUUCCCAGUCAAGCUCAAUGUCCCAGAAGUGUUCCCAGUCAAGCCCAGUGCCCCUCAGGUGUUCCCAGUCAAGCCCAAUGUCUCUGAGGUGUUCCCAGUCAAGCCCAGUGUUUCUCAGGUGUUCCCAGUCAAGCACAGUGUCCCUGAAAUGUUCCCAGUUAGGUCCAGUGUCCCUCAGGUGUUCCCAGUCAUGCUCAGUGUCCCUGAGGUGUUCCCAGUCAUGUCCAGUGUUCCUCAGGUGUUCCCAGUCAAACCCAGUGUCCCUCAUGGGUUCCCAGUCAAGCCCAGUGUCCCUGAGGUGUUCCCAAUCAUGUCCAGUGUUCCUCAGGUGUUCCCAGUCAGACCCAGUGUCCUUCAAGUGUUCCCAGUCAAGCCUAGUAUCCCUCAGGUGUUCCCAGACAAGCCUAGUGUCCAUCAGGUGUUCACAGUCAAGUCUAGUGUCCCUGAGGUGUUCCCAGUCAAGCGCAGUGUCCCUCAGGUGUUCCCAGCCAAGCCUAAUGUCCACCAGGUGUUCCCAGUUAAGUCUAGUGUCCCUCAGGUGUUUCCAAUCAAGCCUAGUGUCCAUCAGGUGUUCCCAGCCAAGCCUAAUGUCCACCAAGUUUUCCCAGUCAAGUCCAGUGUCCCUCAGGUUUUCCCAGUCAAGCCCAGUGUUCCUCAGGUGUUCCCAGUCAAGCCCAGUGUCCCUCAGGUUUUCCCAGUCAAGCCCAGUGUCCCUCAGGUGUUCCCAGUCAAGCCCAGUGUCCCUCAGGUGUUCACAGUGAAGCCUAGUGUCCCUCAGGUGUUCCCAGUCAAGUCCAGUGUCCCUCUGGUGUUCCCAGUCGAGCCUAGUGUACCUGAGGCGUUCCCAGUGUUCCCAGUCAAGUCCAGUGUCCUUCAGGAGUUCCCAGUCAAGCCCAGUGUCCCUGAGGUGUUCCCAGUCAAGGCCAGUGUCCCUGAGGUGUUCCCAGUCAAGCCCAGUGUCCCUCAGGCGUUCCCAGGCAAGCCCAGUGUCCCUCAGGUGUUACCAAUCAAGCCCAGUGUCCCUCAGGCGUUCCCAGUCAAGCCCAGUGUCCCUCAGGUGUUCCCAGUCAAGCCCAGUGUCCCUCAGGCGUUCCCAGGCAAGCCCAGUGUCCCUCAGGUGUUACCAAUCAAGCCCAGUGUCCCUCAGGCGUUCCCAGUCAAGCCCAGUGUCCCUCAGGUGUUACCAAUCAAGCCCAGUGUCCCUCAGGUGUUACCAAUUAAGCCCAGAGUCCCUCAGGUGUUACCAGUCAAGCCGUUUCCCUAA
Molecule: messenger RNA, 1611 nt
Organism: Eriocheir sinensis (Chinese mitten crab)
Lineage: Eukaryota; Metazoa; Arthropoda; Malacostraca; Decapoda; Varunidae
Product: adhesive plaque matrix protein-like
Exons: 4
Coding region: 1-1611 (536 amino acids)
Source: RefSeq, a predicted model, not a curated record